Diaporthe citri is the source of this 1848-nucleotide messenger RNA. RefSeq lists its product as uncharacterized. The coding region runs from base 1 to 1848 and encodes 615 amino acids. Lineage: Eukaryota; Fungi; Ascomycota; Sordariomycetes; Diaporthales; Diaporthaceae. Gene Ontology annotation, molecular function: heme binding; peroxidase activity. The record is from RefSeq and is a predicted model, not a curated record. The transcript has 2 exons. Gene Ontology annotation, biological process: cellular response to oxidative stress; hydrogen peroxide catabolic process; response to reactive oxygen species.
AUGAGACCGAUUCUCCUCCGGCAGGUAGCGGUGGCAGCAGCGCUGCUAUCUGCCGUGCUCGCCGACCCGACAUGGCCGUCCCCGAUCGAUGACCUGGAAGAGAUCAUGUUCCAGCAAAAGAUAUUUAAGUCGAGGAACUUUGCAGACACCAUCUCACCAUGCUCCAAUGAAGCUUCCGGGCCUGGCAGACAAGUCGCGGCUGAGUGGCUCAGGGUCGCAUUUCAUGACAUGGCAACGGCAGACGUCAGGACGGGAAAGGGGGGCCUGGACGGUUCGCUUCAGUACCAGCUCGACGACGGGGAGAGCCAGGGACCGGGUUUCAACUCUACCUUCAAGUUCUUUUCGGACUACCUUUCGAAGAGGUCAAGCCUGGCGGAUCUGAUUGCCCUCGGGGUGUACGCUUCGGUUCGGUCGUGUGGCGGCCCGGUAGUGCCUGUCAGGGGUGGGAGGGUGGACGCACCUGGGCCUGGGGACAUGGGAGUGCCACAGCCGGAGCACUCGAUCGAACAGUUCCGCGAGCAGUUCUCCCGCAUGGGAUUCACAGACGAGGAGAUGAUCCAGGUCACGGCGUGCGGACACACGAUUGGGGGUGUCCACGAUACCGAGUUCCCUGAGCUGGUUGAGGAGGGCGAGGCACCGUCCGACUCGACUGUUGCCGUGUUCGAUGAAAAGGUCAUCACCGAGUACCUGGACGACAAUACGACAAACCCUCUGGUGUUUGGUCCGGCAGUUGGCGAGGGCAAGGACUCGGAUGCUCGAAUCUUUAGUUCGGACUCCAACGUUACCGUCAAGGCCAUGGCAGACCCGCAGACCUUCCAGGAUGUCUGCCGCAAAGUCCUUCAGAAGAUGAUCGAGGUUGUCCCCAAGGGAGUUAUGCUUUCUGAGCCCAUCGAACCCUACAUGAUCAAGCCGGUAGACUUGCGGCUUUCACUGGAACAGGCAGCGAGGCAUCUGCAACUCAGUGGCAACAUACGCGUGAGGACUUCCAACCUGCCGGUCAAAGAAAUUGCACAGAUGGAAAUCCUCUACAAGAAUCGACAUGGUGAACAUGACUGUGGCCCUAGGUCUUGCCUGAUAAGCGCUACCGCCCGUGGCAGUGGGUACGGGCUGGACGACAGCUUCGUUUUCUUCCCAAUCGACGCGACGAUCCCAGUCGACAAGGGCAUCUCGUCCUUCACCGUGACUCUGAUCCUAGCCAACGGCACAAGACUGCCCUUCGACAACAACGGCCAUGACUACCCCAUGCAGGAUGCCAUCAUUCUACUCAGACGACAGACCUGCCUCCUGCAAUACACGGGAAAGAUCAACGUCACAGCGGCCGUCCGCAACGACAGGAACACCCUCCCCACAUACCUCACAAUCUCCUAUAAGGUGCCACGGCCAGGUCUGCCCGUCGCCGGCCUCCACGAGACAAGCAUGGCCAUGACCAAAGGCGAAUGCGUCGGCCCGUAUACGCUGUACAACGCCAACUGGACCAUCCCGGGGGGUAUCAGCUACUCGUCCAGGACCGACGUCAGCAAUGGUGAAGGCGAGAGCCUGCUCGCGGAUGACUUCACCUACGGGGCCGAUCUGCAUGGCCAGUGUGAAGAUUAUACCGCUCCUCCAGCGUCUGUGUGUACGACCGUCAGCGUCACGACCACUCCGUCAACGCCCAUGGCAACUUCUACUCCCAUCACAAGCACUCUUUCAGGCACCUCGGCCGCACCACCGAGCGUCGUGCCGACUUCGACAGCCGACCCCGAUCCGGCGCCUGCAGCGGGCGGCCACGAGUUCAGCAAGUCCAUCUUCCGGCCUGUAUCUGGGAGCAUAUGGGAGAAAUUCAUGCAGUAUUCCAACAAUAUCUGGUAG